This is a messenger RNA of Lotus japonicus, 2987 nucleotides long. Its product is annotated as putative RNA polymerase II subunit B1 CTD phosphatase RPAP2 homolog. NCBI's taxonomy places the organism in Eukaryota, Viridiplantae, Streptophyta, Magnoliopsida, Fabales, Fabaceae. The transcript is spliced from 7 exons. The coding region runs from base 624 to 2744 and encodes 706 amino acids. Gene Ontology annotation, cellular component: cytoplasm; nucleus. Gene Ontology annotation, molecular function: RNA polymerase core enzyme binding; RNA polymerase II CTD heptapeptide repeat phosphatase activity. The record is from RefSeq and is a predicted model, not a curated record.
CAAGUGUAGUGUGGCGUUUGCUGGAGAAGUCUUUCCUUCUUCAAUCCCUAAUCCAAUCUCCUCCUUCCCCUCGUCUCAGAUACUCAUACCAGCGUGCUAGUAACCCCUCUGCUUCUUCCACUUUAAAAUUCAACUACUCCUUCCCUUCAAUUCAAUUGAAAUAUCUAACCCACUCACGUUAGAGAAAAAGCAAUUCUUCAAUCUUUCGUUUCCAUCGAAACCCUUUGCUUUCAUCGACUCAAACAUAGCACAGUAACGAUCUUUCUUUCAUUUUCUGCAUUCUGUUAUUCAAACUAAGUAGUUAAUCUAAACUUGUUGCUCUUUGUGUUUGUGAUCAUUGAGAUUUCUUUGAGAAUUAAAUUCUUCUUAGCUGAACUUGCUGUAGUUAAUCUAAACUUGUUACGCACACACACAUAGUCCAUAUUUCAGCUUCUAAACCCCCAAAUUCAGAAUAGAAGCCCUAAUUUCACCCAUCUCCAUCCAAUAGCUGCUGCCCCAUCCACCUCCGACCCAUUCCCGGUUACCUGAGGCCCCGCGACCACUCCGGUCUCCGGCCACCGCGUCUCUGCUCCAUCCAAUCUCUUAGUUUUUAGAUACUUGGUUGCUUCUGAGGCUUUGGUUCAAUGGCAAAGAACCAACAUGUUUUUGUCAAAGAUGCUGUUUUCAAAUUGCAAAUGUCCCUCCUUGAAGGCAUCCGAAGCGAAGACCAGCUGUUUGCAGCUGGGUCUUUGAUAUCGAGGAGUGACUAUGAAGAUGUUGUGACUGAGAGGUCCAUUACAAAUGUAUGCGGUUAUCCACUCUGCCGCAAUGGUUUACCCUCUGAUCGCCCCCGGAAGGGUAGAUAUCGGAUUUCGCUGAAGGAGCACAAAGUUUAUGAUCAGCACGAGACGUACAUGUUUUGUUCUUCCACUUGUGUUGUUAACAGCAAAGCUUUUGCUGGGACCUUGCAAGGUGAGAGGUGCCCGACUGUGGACCCAGAGAAACUCAACGAUGUUCUCAGGUUGUUUGAGAAUUUGAAUGCAGAACCUGUGGAGGAUUUGGGGAAGGGUGGAGAUUUAGGUUUGUCUGGCUUGAGAAUCCAGGAGAAAACUGAGUCCAGCACAGGGGAGGUGUCCUUGGAGCAGUGGCUUGGACCUUCAAAUGCAAUUGAGGGUUAUGUACCAAAGCAAAGAAAGAGUGAUUCUAAGAGUUCUCAGAAAAAUAUUAAAAAAGGGUCCAAAGCUAGUCGUGGCAGGUUGAAUGAUGACAAAAAAUUAAUUUACAGUGAGAUGGACUUCAUGAGUACUAUAAUUACGCAAGAUGAGUAUAGUGUUUCUAAAGUAUCAUCAGGUCAAACAGACACAACUGCUGAUCAUCAAAUUAAGCCAGUGGCCAAAGUGGAGGUGCCAAAAAAGGCUGAUAAAGUGGCUAGUAAAGAUGAUGAUAGUGUACAAGAUCUGUCUUCAUCUUUCAAGAGUAGUCUAAAUUUAAGUACCUCAGAAAAAGAGAAGGAAAUAGAUAAAUCAGAUGAACCUGUUAUCAAAUCCUCUCUGAAUCCUUCUGUUGAAAAGAUAGCUGUUCAUUCUUCCACCAUGUCAGAAAUACUUGAUGUAGAACAGAAUAUUUCUGAAAGGAAAUCAAUACAACUCCAAGGGGAAACAAGUAGAGUUGCUGCUAAUCAGAAUGCCUUCACCUCCAGUUUAGAUCCUGUCAAUGUUGAAGGGGAAUUUCAAAUAGAAAAAGAAACUGGAUCAUACAAGACUAGACCCAAAUCUUCUCUUAAGUCCACUGGUAAAAAUAAACUUAGUCGCUCUGUUACUUGGGCUGAUGAGAAAACCAACAGCUCUGGGAGUAAAGAUCUUUGUUCAGUUAGAGAAUUUGGGGAUGGAGAUAUUAAAAAAGAAUCUGAUUUAGAGGGUAAUAUAGAUGUUACUGAUGAUGAUGAAGAUAUAGUACGUCGUGCAUCAGCAGAAGCAUGUGCAAUUGCAUUGAGCCAAGCAUCAGAAGCAGUUGCAUCUGGAGACUCAGAUAUCACUGAUGCUGUUUCUGAAGCUGGAAUCAUUAUAUUGCCAUCUUCCCAUGAUGUUGUUGAGGAAGGUACUAUGGAGGAUGUUGAUAUUCCAGAAACAGAUGCAGUUACUCUGAAAUGGCCUAGAAAGCCUGGAAUUUCUGAUUUUGACUUGUUUGACUCUGAAGACUCAUGGUAUGACCCUCCACCAGAGGGUUUCAGUUUGACUUUGUCACCUUUUGCAUCUAUGUGGAAUGCCCUCUUUUCGUGGACAACAUCAUCUUCUUUGGCAUAUAUAUAUGGGAGGGAUGUAAGUUUUCAUGAAGACUUUCUAUCAGUUAACGGGAGAGAAUAUCCUUGCAAAAUUAUCUUGACAGAUGGUCGGUCAUCUGAAAUAAAGCAAGCUUUAGCCAGUUGUCUUGCUCGAGCUUUACCUGCAGUUGUCGCUGAGCUCAGGCUGCCAAUUCCAGUAUCUACCUUAGAGCAAGGGGUGGUAUGCUUGCUGGAUACAAUGUCAUUUGUGGAUGCACUUCCAGCAUUCAGAAUGAAACAAUGGCAAGUUGUUGUUCUUUUGUUCAUUGAUGCAUUGUCCGUUUGUAGAAUACCUGCUCUUAUCUCAUACAUGAUGGAUCGGAGGGACUUGUUUCACAAGGUUCUGAAUGGUUCCCAAUUAGGUAUGGAAGAGUAUGAGGUUUUGAAGGAUCUCAUUAUUCCACUUGGCAAAGCACCUCAUUUCUCUUCUCAAAGGGGAGCGUGACAACACAAAAUUUCAAUCUUAAUGGCCAAACACCGGGACUUCAUGAAACACCUAUGUUUCUUUAAUGAUUGAGUGCAAUAUUUUUUUUCCUUUGGAAAAAUUACCUUUCCAGCAUUGAAGUGCUAGGACAUGCUUUAAUGCUAAGAUAGUGGGAGUGAUGAAUGCAAAAUUGGUAUUCAAAUUGACAAUAUUCUGAAGUUGUGUUCGAAUUAAAUGACAGUUUAUCGAAUGUUGUGAGGCUCA